Molecule: messenger RNA, 411 nt
Organism: Closterium sp. Naga37s-1
Lineage: Eukaryota; Viridiplantae; Streptophyta; Zygnematophyceae; Desmidiales; Closteriaceae
Source: the annotation of a GenBank genome assembly
AUGGCCCAAUGCACCGUUUCCCAUCACGGGCCUUGCCUCACCAGAGGUCUGUACGGCAAGGGUCUCAGCGGCAGCAUACCCACCAGCAUUGGCGCCCUCCCUGAGCUGCGAUUCCUGGACCUAUCAAGGAACCAGCUUACAGGGCCCCUCCCGCCGUCCUUUGCCAACCCUGGUGGUCUGGAGGAUCUGGACCUCAGUUACAACCAGCUCAGUGGCUCCAUACCUGCAGACUAUAGCAGGCUUGCAGGCCUGCUGCGACUGCGCCUGAACGACAACCAGCUCUCAGGAGCCAUACCAGAGGACAUGCUUCCAGCCAUGUCCAACGUUAAAAUCUUUCUCCUCCACAACAACCAGCUCACGGGCUCGAUUCCUGCCAAAAUAAACAUGUUGCUACCUCUUGAACAGCUGUAA